GUUUUCUUAAGCGGUCAGCCGAGAGUCGCUAAGCAGUAGCGGCUGGGUUACUGUCGGUUACCGCUGGCGUAGGAGUAGCUGGCGUCCCACCUUGUUUGGAGAAGGGGUCAGGGUUGCGGACAGUCCUGAAGUGGAAGAGAGGGAAGUGACUUGUACAAAUAAAAACUGACAGUGAGGAUUACUGUUUGGAUUAUUUCAAGAUGAGCUUCCUAUUGCCCAAGCUAACUAGCAAAAAAGAAGUAGACCAAGCAAUAAAAAGUACUGCAGAGAAGGUGUUGGUCCUCCGGUUUGGGAGAGAUGAGGAUCCUGUCUGUCUGCAGCUAGAUGAUAUACUUUCUAAGACCUAUUCUGGCCUGAGUAAAAUGGCUGCCAUAUAUCUGGUAGAUGUGGACCAAACUCCCGUUUACACGCACUAUUUUGACAUCAGUUAUAUUCCAUCUACUGUGUUUUUCUUCAAUGGGCAGCAUAUGAAAGUGGAUUACGGGUCUCCAGAUCACACUAAGUUUGUGGGAAGUUUCAAAACUAAGCAGGACUUCAUAGAUCUGAUUGAAGUAAUUUAUCGAGGAGCGAUGAGGGGAAAACUUAUUGUCCAAAGUCCUAUUGAUCCCAAGAAUAUUCCCAAAUAUGACCUCCUCUAUCAAGACAUUUAG
This is a messenger RNA of Odobenus rosmarus divergens (Pacific walrus), 650 nucleotides long. RefSeq names its product thioredoxin-like 4B (gene TXNL4B). Gene Ontology annotation, biological process: mRNA splicing, via spliceosome. The record is from RefSeq and is a predicted model, not a curated record. Gene Ontology annotation, cellular component: U4/U6 x U5 tri-snRNP complex; spliceosomal complex; U5 snRNP. NCBI's taxonomy places the organism in Eukaryota, Metazoa, Chordata, Mammalia, Carnivora, Odobenidae. The transcript has 4 exons. The coding region runs from base 201 to 650 and encodes 149 amino acids.